AGCGGAAGAGGCGGGGACGGAGGGUCUUCCCUGCGACUGUGCCACGUCCGCCGAGGUUGCGGCCGCGCGGCUGACGGAGGCCGGGCCCGGGGCCGGGCCGGGCGCGAUGGCGGACUGGGCUCGGGCUCAGAGCCCCGCCGCUGUGGAGGAGAUUCUAGACCGGGAGAAUAAGCGGAUGGCCGACAGCUUGGCUUCCAAGGUCACCAGGCUCAAAUCGCUGGCCCUGGACAUCGAUAGGGACGCAGAAGACCAGAACCGGUACCUGGACAGCAUGGACUCGGAUUUCACAAGCAUGACAGGCCUGCUCACGGGGAGCGUGAAGCGCUUUUCCACAAUGGCGAGGUCUGGGCGAGACAACCGGAAGCUUCUAUGUGGUAUGGCCGUGGGCCUGAUCGUGGCCUUCUUCAUUCUCUCCUAUCUCCUGUCAAGGGCAAGGACAUGAGCCACUAGGAGCUGACUUCUGUGGGGCCUGGGGCAACCAGGGUCUUCCCCUGCCUGGUGUCCUAGGCUCCAGAGGACCUACCUGCAAAAUACUCCUUUGAAA
Molecule: messenger RNA, 544 nt
Organism: Neomonachus schauinslandi (Hawaiian monk seal)
Lineage: Eukaryota; Metazoa; Chordata; Mammalia; Carnivora; Phocidae
Gene: BET1L
Product: Bet1 golgi vesicular membrane trafficking protein like
Exons: 4
Coding region: 107-442 (111 amino acids)
Biological process (GO): retrograde transport, endosome to Golgi; regulation of retrograde vesicle-mediated transport, Golgi to ER
Cellular component (GO): SNARE complex; Golgi trans cisterna
Molecular function (GO): SNAP receptor activity
Source: RefSeq, a predicted model, not a curated record